Messenger RNA from Anopheles coustani, 1623 nucleotides. RefSeq names its product nucleolar complex protein 3 homolog. Gene Ontology annotation, biological process: DNA replication initiation. Gene Ontology annotation, molecular function: chromatin binding. Lineage: Eukaryota; Metazoa; Arthropoda; Insecta; Diptera; Culicidae. The transcript is spliced from 5 exons. The record is from RefSeq and is a predicted model, not a curated record. Gene Ontology annotation, cellular component: nucleolus. The annotation marks the transcript as partial.
AUCGGCAUUGUAGACAAAGAACAGCAAACAUUAAAAAAGGAUACACUCUCCAGAAUAAAUUACGAAAACAAGCUUUUGACAUACUAUAAGCAAUUUCUGAAACAUCUGGAGCGCAUAACGGAGAAAUAUACUCGGAUGCUGCGGGAAUCGAAAAAAUUGUCCACUGAUACUCGUCAGUUGCUAGAAACUACCGUACAGUGUAUGUGCGAUUUGGUUUUGGCACAUCCGUACUUCAACUAUAGCCCAAAUAUUGUCCAGGUGCUCGUUAUCAUGCUGAACGAUGCGAAGGAAAGUGUUCGAAAAAUAGUUCACUCAUGUUUCAGUACGCUAUUCAAGACCGAUGCAAGAUUGGAUCUAAGCUACCAUACGGUUCGCCAUAUUAACAUGCUGAUAAAAAAGAAGGAACGAAACAUUUUUCCGGAAAUGGUGUCCUGCCUCAAAUAUCUGCAGAUCCAUCGAAUCAAUAUGCACGAGGAAACAUUGCUAGAGCUGAAAAAGCAAAAACUAGAGAAACAAAAGUCGUACUUCAUCAACAUGUCACGAAAGGAACGUAAGCGAAAGAAAAAACUUCAGGAAUUGGAAAAGGACAUCUUCGAAACGAAGGCCGAGGAAAGCAAACAGGUGGUACGACGCAAGCUGACCGACAUUUCCAAAAUGGCUUUUAUGAUUUAUUUCAAAAUAUUAAAAUGCUAUCCCGAUUCACGGGUUCUGAGUGCAACACUGGAAGGGCUUUCGAAGUUCGCGCACACUAUCAAUAUUGAAUUCUUUGCCGAUUUGGUGGAAUUGCUAAACAAUCUACUAGUAAACGCUUCGCUUGGGUAUCGCGAGCAAUUGCACUGUAUCCAAACCGUGUUCGUUAUCCUCAGUGGACAGGGAGAAGUUCUAAAUAUCGAUCCAGCAAGAUUUUAUUCGCAUUUUUACAAAAAUCUUCUGUAUGUUAAUGCAGGUAAAAAUCAUGAAGAUAUGGAAUCAAUCCUAAAAACAUUGGACAUCAUUCUCUUCAAGCGUCGUCGUAACGUUACGUACUAUCGCUUUGUUGGUUUUGUAAAGCGUCUUGCUACGCUUUGUCUUCAGGUGCUGCCUAACGGGUCCCUUGGUCUGAUAUCGUUGAUUCGCAGCUGUAUGAACAUGAAUCAACAGCUCGACAUUCUGCUUGAUACGGAAGCCGACGUAGGGUCUGGUAAGUUUGAUCCGUUGAACGAAGAGCCGGAAUUUUCAAAUGCUAGCUGCACGGCCUUAUUUGAAACUACCUGCCUGACCCGGCAUUAUCAUCAAACGGUGCGCAAGAUGAUAACAAACGUACUGAAAGGAGCGGAUAACGUGCCCAUCAGUGCUGGAAGAACUUUGACUCCUGGGGAAUUCUACACUAACUAUGACUGUUCGGAGAUGGUUUUCAAUCCGGAAAUUCCACAACCUUCGAAAGUAAAAUACCCAAGCAGGAAUCGUAGUCUAUUGGCACUAGCAUUGGUACAAAAGAGUUUCUUGGAGAAUUACAACCCGGUUGUUCCGCUUGCCGUGUCCAAUACCGACGCAUUGAUGUUCGACUACUACCAUGAGUGCGCUAAAAAACACAAAUGUUAAUAAAGUUGAUUCGCAUUUUCGACUCAUUAAUUUCACAGGAUA